Capsicum annuum is the source of this 796-nucleotide messenger RNA. RefSeq names its product transmembrane protein 230. The transcript is spliced from 2 exons. Gene Ontology annotation, cellular component: endomembrane system. Lineage: Eukaryota; Viridiplantae; Streptophyta; Magnoliopsida; Solanales; Solanaceae. The record is from RefSeq and is a predicted model, not a curated record. Bases 223 to 537 code for a protein of 104 amino acids.
AAAGCUUGGUAGGUCUCUAGACUCAUUUUUCUCAAAAGGCACACGUUUGGUGACGGAGGUGUGAGCAAACUUUGAUUCCUAGUUCGGCGUAUCUAUCAUCUAAUCUAACUAUACCCAAAAUCUGAAAAAGGUCUUCUCACUAACCCUUUGCAAGCAAACAUAAAUCUCCUAUUGAGCAUCAAAUCAAAUAAAUCAAGAAGAAGAAGAAGAAAUCUAGCAGUGAUGGCGUAUGUGGAUCAUGCUUUCUCAAUUUCAGAUGAGGAUAUGAUGAUUGGGGGUUCUACUGCUGCUGACAAUAAUCGGGGACCCAUCAAAGAGAUCGCUCUUGCUGUUUCCCUUCUUGUCUUUGGUACCCUUGCUAUUCUUCUUGGUGUUUUCAUGGCCAUCAAUAAGGUCGGCGGCGAUACUGCUCAUGGGCUGUUUUUUGCUAUACUAGGUGGAGUUCUGUUUAUACCAGGGUUCUACUAUACACGCAUUGCAUACUAUGCUUACAAGGGUUAUAAAGGUUUCUCCUUCUCCAAUAUUCCUCCCGUCUAGAGUUAUGGAUGGUGUUUAAUACGUUGUACAGCUAGGUCUUUCUAGUCAUUUACUGUGUUCUACUCUACCUAGACAAGUUUGUAAACAAAUUGAACCACUGUUGCUUCUUUUAGUGCUAAUAUGUUACCUGAGAAAUUGGAACCAUUGCUUGCUAAACUGUAUACUCCUUAAAUCAGCCUCAGUGUGGACGAUGUAAUAAAUACGAGUGCUUGUUAGUUUCUGAUGUUUUUCAAUAUAAACCCUAGCGUUUUUCUUCAAA